Messenger RNA from Scheffersomyces coipomensis, 1378 nucleotides. Its product is annotated as diacylglycerol kinase. Lineage: Eukaryota; Fungi; Ascomycota; Pichiomycetes; Serinales; Debaryomycetaceae. The coding region runs from base 166 to 1224 and encodes 352 amino acids. The transcript has a single exon. Gene Ontology annotation, biological process: phosphatidic acid biosynthetic process. Gene Ontology annotation, cellular component: endoplasmic reticulum membrane. The record is from RefSeq and is a predicted model, not a curated record. Gene Ontology annotation, molecular function: ATP-dependent diacylglycerol kinase activity.
UCAAAUUUUUUGUCUGCUUUAAUUUAAAUUUAUUGUUGUUGUUAUUUGAUAGAACUGGUUUGAUUAUUGCUUUAGUUUAAUUUACACUGGUUCAACAACAACGUUACAGAUAACAGUGUAAGGUAUAUAUAGUGGUUAACAUUGAUAUAACACUUCAGAAAUAUCAUGACUCGGUCUGUUCCAGGUACUCCUGUGAAAUUUGCGAAGGGCACCCUUAAUAUAUCCACACCUAAGAGCAUCUCCAAACGUACCCUUGUGUCUUUGGAUGAGAAUGAUUCAUAUCUCGAAGAAGAAGAUGCUACGUAUAUGUAUAAUGAGACUACUACUGUGAGUGAUGAAGAGGAGGAUUUAGAUUAUGUGGAGGAAGAGGAUGAAGAUGAGGAAGAAGAAGGCGAAGGCGAAGAUGAUGAUGAGUAUGAGAAGAUAGAUAAGAAGAAUAUCAUAUCUAUUGAUGGUGAUGAUGAUGUUAAAGAAGAGACUAAAGUAAUUGAUUCAGAGAAUAGUUCCAUUUCAAGUCUAAUACCCGAACAAACAGAAAAAUUUCGUCAAUUUUUAGUUAAACAUGAAAUACCUCGAAAAUUAUUCCAUUCUUCGAUUGGAUUUGUUACAUUAUGGUUAUAUACUUUAGGUUUCAACCAUAAAGCAUUAAUUCCACCAAUCGCUACUAUACUGGCUGGUAUAUUCCUUAAUGAUAUCAUUCGUUUCCAAUUCCCAGAAAUAAAUAAACUGGUGGUUAAAUUCAUGUGGUUUAUAAUCAGAGAUAAAGAAGUUAAUCAAUUUAAUGGUACACUUUGGUUUACUCUUGGAGUACUCAUUGUAUUUACAUUCUUACCUAAGGAUAUUAGUGUCAUGAGUGUUUUACUUUUAAGUUGGGCUGAUACUGCUGCAUCUACUUUUGGUAGACAAUUUGGUAAAUAUACUCCUCAAAUAACAAAGGGUAAAUCCUUAGCAGGUUCAAUUGCAUGUUUUUUCGCUGGUAUAAUAAGUUGUUAUGUGCUUUAUGGAUAUUUCAUACCGGCUUAUUAUACUAUUGUUGAUACUCCUGAAGAAAUCUUUUGGAAACCUGAAACAAGUCAUUUAAAUUUAUUUGUUUUUUCAUUAGUUUGUGGAUUUAUCGCUAGUGUCUCUGAAUUUAUUAAUUUAUUUGAAUUAGAUGAUAAUUUCACUAUUCCAGUAUUAAGUGGAUUCUUCAUCUAUGGAGUGGUUUACAUCACCAACAUUUAAAUUGUUUUCUAAGAUGAAAAAUAUAAAAACUAAAAACUAAAAAAAAUCAGAAAAUUUAAACUAUCAAAAAAAGAGAUCUAGUUUUUUUUAUUGUUAUGAUGGAGAUGUGUAUUUAAUCUAUAGAGUUCAUAAAUUUCUCCAUUAACAUCUGAGA